Molecule: messenger RNA, 1725 nt
Organism: Ilex paraguariensis (yerba mate)
Lineage: Eukaryota; Viridiplantae; Streptophyta; Magnoliopsida; Aquifoliales; Aquifoliaceae
Source: the annotation of a GenBank genome assembly
AUGGCUCGAGGAGCUUCCAAAUGCCUCUUCUUAUUCUUUCUCUUUAUUCUUAUUGCCUGCUCUUCAGGAACUCUGGUGGGUUUCUUCUAUGAUGCAAGAAAAAGCAAUGAAAUUUUAUCUCCUACUGAAACAAUAUCAUUCCUUAAACUCAACAAGGUCACCCCAUCUCAGAUCAAGGUACUUGUUGCAGAUCACAGGGUUUUAGAUAGUUUAUCCAACACUAGUGUGUUUGUUGAUCUCUACUUGAAUAAAACCCAAGCUGAGAAUCUGAGAAAUUACAAACCCUCUGCAAUUUCAUGGCUCAAAACCCUUUCAACAACCUACCUCCCACAUGUACACACCAAAAGUGUCGUAGUGAGUAGUAGAAGGAAUGACUUGCCAGGAGAGUUGCUUGUGCUUUUAUCAACAUUGAAAUCAAUCCAUUCAAUGCUCGGUAGUUUUCGACUUGAUACAGAAGUGAAACCGUCCGUGGCACUACCCCUGUCGUUCUUAGAAAACUUGAAUGGGAAACACGAAGGAGACCUGCAUAGAAUUUUUGAUUUCAUCAAUAAAACUAGGUCCUUCAUUACUGUUGAAGCAAGUAUAGAUGGAGAAUUGAGUAUGGGAGAUAGAUUUGUUGAAUUGGUGAUCAAAAGAGCUACCUUGGCUGCUUCUGUUUUUCCUGAUGAUGUUGUUUCAAUGGUUUUGGCAAUUAAGAGCUCUGCAGUUCCUAGUGCUGUGGAAGUAGCUGAAUUUGGUGAUAAGAUUUUGAAAUCAUUGAAGAACAGCCCUCAAAUUAAAGGGAAGAUUUCUGGGUUGUUUGUAGAAGUAUCUCCAAUUAAAGAAUUUGAGCAGAAAGAGCUCAAAAGGGAAGAAGAACAGAUAUUUCAUUCAUCGCAUAGAGAACUCCUCGACAAAUUUAACUACAGAAUAACUCAACACGACUCGAUUAAUCCACCUACCACAAUAUUUCCUACAACUCCCAUAACGAAUCCUGUGACAACGCCAGUCACUGUCCCUCCGGAUAGCUCAGCCCCAACAGUUGUUACCAUUCCAUCUACCAAUCCUGUCACAGUAACGCCAAAUCCGGCUUCCACUCCUCUGACAGUUCCCUCCACCAACCCCGUCCCUGUACCUUAUACAAGUCCAAUUGACUCACCGGUGCCAAUCACCAAUCCUGUUACAACGCCAAGCACAAAUCCAGGGGCGCAACCAGUCACCAACCCUGUGACUACUUAUCCACCAUCAGGAGGUGUUCCUGUCACGACCCCAGUCACAGUCCCAGUGACACCUCCUGUAACAGCCAAUUCUCCAGCAGUUCCAGGGCAGAGCUGGUGUGUGGUGAAGAGUGGUACAUUAGAGACUGCACUUCAGUCGGCACUUGAUUAUGCCUGUGGAAUUGGAGGAGCAGAUUGUUCGACUAUCCAGCAAAGUGGGAGCUGUUAUAAUCCGAAUACUCUGCAAAAUCAUGCAUCAUAUGCCUUCAACAGCUAUUUUCAAAAGAAUCCAACACAAUCCAGCUGCGACUUUGGGGGCACUGCCAUGAUUACCAACGUCAAUCCAAUGUACCCAAGCACCCCUGCUUCAGGCACCACAUUAGGUUUUGGUGACGGCCCUCCCAGUGUGAACGCCUCAACAUCCACAUCAUCUGGGGACACUGAUUCUGAAUAUGUAAAGACAGUUUUUCCGUGCACAUCAACGGAUCAAAAGCCUUUAGCUUUUGCCCACAGCCAGGGCUUUGGCUGA